ACCGCAGAAAUCCUGAACAUCAGAUCACAAGAAUAUCAGACCAGUUCGCCAGCAGCCAUGACUUCAACCAAAGUAUCUGUCUUGUGCUUGAUCGCUAUUGGCUUGUGCUUCUCAGCUGUAAGAGUUGUUCGAGCUGAUUCAACAUCAACGUCAACAUCAACGUCAUCGUCAACGUCAACGUCAACGUCAACUUCUACAUCUUCGUCUACUGAAAAUAUGGGAGGUCCGGGUAAUCCUGAGCCACAAGGACCUAUUGAACCAAACGCUGCAGAGUGUGUUGGAGAAUUCUGUGACCCUGAGCCAGAGGUGCGGGCUAAAAUCACGGAACCAGCUGGUGAGUAA
Haliotis rufescens (red abalone) is the source of this 342-nucleotide messenger RNA. RefSeq lists its product as uncharacterized. Lineage: Eukaryota; Metazoa; Mollusca; Gastropoda; Lepetellida; Haliotidae. The transcript is spliced from 6 exons. The record is from RefSeq and is a predicted model, not a curated record. Bases 58 to 342 code for a protein of 94 amino acids.